CAAAACCUCCCCGAUAGGGGUUAAAUGUUGUCAACCUCCAUGAUACUGGGUAGCUUGUGGAUGUUCGUGUCACCCCUAUAUCUGCGUAAUCGUAUUGUUGUCCGAAGGCAGUUAGAUAGAAAGAUGAAAACAUAGAUGAAACCUCGGGCCGGGCAAAGAACUGUGCGCGAGUGUGCAUUAGGUGCGUGUCGUUCAAGAAAAAGGAAUAGAUGAGACAGAACGGGACGCGAACUGUUGGAAACUUGCGCAUUAUACAUACACAUAGUCUGGCGCUUUAGUCGCCUCGCCAAUCGUGCAACUUAGACACUAGAGAUAAGUGCGGUUUUGCCAGAUUCUGCUACCGAUGUCGCAACGGCACAAUCUAACCUCCUGAAAAAAACUAGCAGCGUCCUGAUCGAGGUAACUGUCAGUUCACGGUACGUCAUCGUGAAACACCUCGAUUAAGGUUAUUUUCUGUGUAACCGAGCUCGUAAUUAGUUCGUCAGCCGAUAAGCAGAUCUACGUACGCGACACACAUGGCUCACGGAUCGCUGCUAGAUGGUAAAUCAUAAUAAACUCGAACGCCGUGAAGCCAAGGAUAAGAAUAGUGUCUCAAUUGAAGAAUUGGAACGGAAUUCGCCACGGCUUUCACAGAGAUGGUUGGAUUGGCGGGCGGGGGAGGUCAUCUGUAUCCCUCGCCCCCAAUGCAACCUAAUCCAGAAUUGAGAGAAAUGACCGGAAUUGCUCCCAGUGCUCCGACUAGUGCAGAUGCUUGUCUAAGCAUAGUGCAUUCACUGAUGUGUCAUCGACAAGGUGGUGAGAGCGAAGGGUUUAGUAAAAGAGCCAUUGAAUCUUUAGUCAAAAAAUUGAAAGAAAAACGAGAUGAGCUGGAUAGCUUAAUAACUGCUAUCACCACCAAUGGAGCACAUCCCAGCAAAUGCGUCACAAUACAGAGAACUCUUGAUGGUAGGCUACAAGUUGCAGGACGCAAGGGUUUCCCACAUGUUAUUUACGCACGUAUCUGGAGAUGGCCGGAUUUACACAAGAAUGAAUUAAAACAUGUCAAAUACUGCCAGUUUGCUUUUGACUUGAAGUGUGAUUCUGUAUGUGUAAAUCCAUAUCACUAUGAGAGGGUUGUGUCUCCAGGCAUAGACCCGUUCUUUACAGACCUGUCUGGACUGACUCUGCAAUCGGGAGUGGGCGUAGGACCAGGUGGUAGAUUGGUCAAAGAUGAGUACUCUGUCGGUGGUGGAGGAACUGCAGCAGCUGGAGCAGUAGGAUCCGCGAUGGACGUAGACGGUGAAAUGAAUCAAACCAUUCAGCACCAUCCACCUGCUCAACCCGCUUCAUCUAAUAACACUCAACCGUCUCAACAGGCUUUUAUACCUGGCCUAGCACCGCCUAAUCCAACUAGUGGUGAGGGUAUGUUUGGCAGUAAUGGGGGAGGGAAUAAUGCUGGUAACCCCCACAAUAAAUUGGACGACAAUAAUUGCCCCAGGCAAACCUGGAUCCCCACACCUCAUCAUACUACGACACGUAACAUUCAUCAUCCAGUAGUACAUCCAAUGAGUCACACCGUAGGUAGCCAACAGCAGUCAUUGAGUACACCUAGCGGAGGAAACGGUACGCAAAUGCUCAGCCCUUCGCAAGGGCAGUCUACAGAAGCUUUCUAUGGAACCAACACGCCUCCUCAAGACCUUAAUCAACCUCCAAGCGUAGACGCGUUAACAGCGUCUUUAGGAGAAGGCCAAAACUCUCCUGUAUCACCUGUACAUAUUCAUCAUCCAAAUGGAUUUCCAGUGGGCACGGCUGCUUACAAUUCUGGCGCACCACAGUGGACUGGAGCCAAUACUCUUACAUAUACUCAGAGCAUGCAACCUCCAGAUCACAGACACCUUCAUCCUACUUCUUACUGGGGUGGUCAUGGAGGUGACGUGGGCGGUAAUAUCGGUGGUUUGCUCUCCACGCAACCAGCUCCCGAAUACUGGUGUUCCGUUGGCUAUUUUGAAUUAGAUACUCAAGUAGGCGAAACGUUUAAAGUUAGCAGUAGUUGUCCGACCGUCACAGUAGAUGGAUACGUCGAUCCGAGUGGCGGUAAUAGAUUUUGUUUAGGAGCGUUGAGUAAUGUACACAGAACGGAGCAAAGCGAGAAAGCACGACUACAUAUAGGGAAAGGAGUCGUGCUGGAUCUGAGGGGAGAAGGAGACGUCUGGUUGAGAUGCCAAAGCGAACACAGCGUUUUUGUACAAUCCUAUUAUUUAGACAGAGAGGCAGGUCGCGCACCCGGUGACGCAGUGCACAAAAUAUAUCCUUCUGCAUACAUUAAAGUCUUUGACUUGCGACAGUGUCACAAACAAAUGAGAGGACAAGCCGCUACUGCUCAAGCCGCUGCUGCGGCACAAGCUGCUGCCGUUGCGGGACACUUGACGCACGGUGCGCCAAUCACUAAAAGUCUCAGUGCAGCAGCUGGAAUAGGCGUAGAUGAUCUCCGACGACUCUGCAUUUUGCGUUUAAGUUUCGUGAAAGGUUGGGGUCCCGACUAUCCCCGGCAAAGUAUAAAGGAAACUCCGUGCUGGAUAGAGGUACAUUUACACAGAGCUCUUCAGUUACUAGACGAAGUUUUACACACUAUGCCAAUAGACGGUCCUCGGGGAAUUGAAUAAUUUAAUUUAUCUUUGAAUAAUACAUGCGAUACAAAAUAAAAGACAUCACAUUGCUGCAGACUCUGCAUCAAGUGUGCAAAAUAUAUAAAAUGCAAAUGCACACAUAACAUUGUGCAGUAUUUUUGCUGAGGAUAUCAACAGAAGCUGUUGGUUCGAAACGGAUACAGUGCGAGCUUCGAUUCGGGACGAGAUAAUUGCGUCGCAUUGGAACGUUCAGCGAAGUUUCUUUUAUAUAUUUUACACACAUGAUUUGUCGUGUAGGAUGAAAUGUGUGCCACGGCCUUGCAUUACCGUCAUCGUACAAACGUUAUGCAAAGGAAAUAUUAUUUUUCUUUAUGGAAAGUUAUUUUUUAAGAAGAAAGGGAGUGCAUCUACAAGAAGAAACAAAGGUAGGAUGAAAGACUUCUAUUUUAAUAGGCAGUCGGUGUCCGAUUUAAGAAAGAAAGAAAAAAGAUAAUACAUUUCCCACGGCAUGGCCUGGUGAGCUCAGCAAAGUGCGUGAGUAAAACGUGAUACUUUCGAAAACGUUAAUAGUCAUAAUCUCGUUUUUUGAGAUUAGCUUUGUAAGAUAGCUUAACUGACCUACAUCCUACUUAAAAAAAAUGAAAAAAGAAAGAAAACAAUGGCAAAUUUUAAGCUCAAUGUUUACGUCGGAUACAACAAACAAUGGAGAACAAAAAUGAAAUGUAUAUGUGUGCAUAGUAGGAAGGUUUUCUGAAGAAUGCAAUACGUCUCAAAGUACUGUCGGAUCACAGCUCUAGCACAUAGAAGUAUUAUAAAGAAAUAAAUAUCGCCGUUCUAUAAAUUUGUAGUAUCGAAAGUGGAGGUAUUGAUAGGGUAUGGUCAAGCAGAGAAUUCAACAUAGAUUUAUCGCGUAGUAAAAUAUUGAAUGGGAGCAACAACACUGAGAAAAGUAUAUAGCUGUACUAAAAAGUCAUAUUUUUAUCACGCCCUGUUGGUUGUGCUGACAGUAGUUUGGCACUGUGCUAUUGGAAGAACCUUCUGUAUUGUCGUCUGUUUUAUAAUUUACAACCAAAAACUAUCACUAAACGAAUACCUGCAAUAUUGGUUUCAUUGAUAAUGCUGUUUCAUGUCUUUUCUUUUUUUACCAUUACGUUCCCUUUAAGGACAUGAAUUAAUUCUAUAGUUAGUAUUAUUAUAAUUAUUAUUGGCGUGGUUAUUGGAGACGAGAACGAUCUGCGAACAUGGUACGAUCUUGUAUUUCAAAGAAAAAAGAAGAAGUAAUUGAUAAAGAACUGAUCAUGUUUUCUUGGCGGUUUAGAAUCUAUUCAGUUGUCUCCUCUCUAAUCAACCACCAAUGUUACUACUAUUACCAUGUAGUACUUGUUGAAUAAUUAUACUUACUGUUUACCAACCAUUUUAUUAUUCUAUAUUCGUACAAAAUAUUCUUAUAUAUAUGCUAUAUUUGAUAAUAUUAUCAUACAGAGAAAAAACGUUGACCAAAUUUUAUACCUAUCCGUAUAUAUAUACAUAUAUAUAUAUAUAAUACAUACACAUAUAUGUGCGUAUAUGUAUAUGUAUGCAACAGACGUUAUAUUGUCUUCAUUUGUUCUAGGCAAAGAGAAAAGAGUUUACUGCUUGUUUUAAAAACUAAUCGAUGCACAGUAUAGAUACUCGAAAUUCUUGCUUCUUUGUUGUAAUUGAGUAGAGAUUAUUUAGCUGUUUGUGUUCAUGUUGUUCUUAUAUUUCUUUAUGAUUACACUUGAUCAAGACGAGUUCUCAUUGACCCAAUCUGUAUAUAUAUAUCAUAUAAAAUAUAAGGAAUGCCGCGUCGAGCAUCGUAUCACACAAGCAAAGGAUGAGUUAAUCUUGAUUGAGCAAGCCAAUUCGUUUAUCGUGGAGUGUUUUGUUCUUCUAAUUAUGUAAAGUUAUGGAUCACCUUGCGUGGCGAGAAUGUGGUCGAGAAAGAAGCAAUCUAUCUAUCAGCACCAUUAAUUAAAAAAGACAAAUGAUCCGAAGGGAAGAAAGUAGGAGGAUUAACAGAGGAUAAGAAAACAAUACAGUGUACAGUAAAAAGUAACGGGAAGGAUGAUGAUGCAUUUGUUGAUGAAUGACAACAUGUGAAGAGUAAUGUUAUCGACUAAAUUAAUUUUUACAACGCCUGUAAUUUAAUAGUAAAAAUACAAAUGGAACGCUAUUUCCAUCACUUUUCUGUCCAUACCAAACGAGGAAGGAUACAGAGUUCAAAUAAUAAUAAAGAGAAAAACGAAGAAGGGAAAAAAUCGCGUUUAAGCAUACUUACCGCCAAGUUCGCUUUAGAAACAUAUGUGCCAUCGUUUUCAUACAUACCGUGUACGCAAAAUAACGAACAGGUGUAAGAUUUUUUAUAAAUCCUAUUUUUUACCAAGCUCAUGAGUCGCGGAUGCAACACACGUUUUAACUGUGGUGCUUCGGAACGUCCUAGACCCCCAUAGAUUUUACGGGAUCCAGAGAGCAUGGAGAGAAUGAGAGAGAGAGAGAGAGAGAGAGAGAGAGAGAGAGAGAAAGAAAGAAGAACUUUGUAUAUCUACAACUAAGUUGAAUUAAAUGUAUGCGAGAACGUGAUGUGCAUUGCAAAAGCUGAUAUGCGUUCAAAAAUCAAUUGUAGCAAUCACGAAUAGAUUUCAUUCACCCCAACCACCUGGUUCCACACGCUCCAUACAUAUACGCGUAUAGGUAUGACAUAAGAGAAAAAUUGGUACACACAAAAUAUAAUAGAAAGCUCAUUUUACAAUGAAAAUUAUUCUGCAAACGUGUUCAUACGAUAUUUUAUCGACGCCUCCGAACAAUAGUUUCGUACGUAACAUAUAAUUAGUACUGGUAUCAAAGUGCAAUAGCCCUGUCUCAUGUCAAAGAUACCAUAGCUGAUAGUUGUAAAAAUAAAAAUGGAACGCCUAUGUAACUUACGUUAACAAUUGAAAAAAAGGAUGAUAACGGUAAUUUAAAUAAGGGAUAACUAUACUCUAAUUAUUACAGCUUUUUUCCACUUUUACCAGGGUAGUGUAUGCGUUAUAUCUUGCUAUUUAAGGAUUCUACCGAUUUGCUUAAAUAUCACGAUCAAUGACGAAGUCUAAUGUUUCAUAAUUUUCAUUCUGUAUAGUAUUGUCAAUGCUGAUUUAAUUUGUAAUAACUGGUCAAAACAGGUUUAUUCAACUCCCAUCGAUCCCAUUUCUGUAACUCGUUUAAUUUAUAGCAACUUUACUUGAACCGUAGACGUAAUAAUGUAUUUUUUAAUGUGAGGCUUCGUCGUUAAUUACAGAUCUUGAGACUCAAA
Megalopta genalis is the source of this 5916-nucleotide messenger RNA. It is a transcript of the gene Med, whose product is annotated as Smad/Smad4 homolog Medea. Gene Ontology annotation, cellular component: heteromeric SMAD protein complex. The record is from RefSeq and is a predicted model, not a curated record. Lineage: Eukaryota; Metazoa; Arthropoda; Insecta; Hymenoptera; Halictidae. Gene Ontology annotation, molecular function: DNA-binding transcription factor activity, RNA polymerase II-specific; RNA polymerase II cis-regulatory region sequence-specific DNA binding; I-SMAD binding. Gene Ontology annotation, biological process: SMAD protein signal transduction; regulation of transcription by RNA polymerase II; cell differentiation.